This is a messenger RNA of Anopheles darlingi, 1498 nucleotides long. RefSeq names its product histone PARylation factor 1-like (gene Hpf1). Gene Ontology annotation, cellular component: nucleus. Lineage: Eukaryota; Metazoa; Arthropoda; Insecta; Diptera; Culicidae. Gene Ontology annotation, molecular function: histone binding; poly-ADP-D-ribose binding. The transcript has 3 exons. Gene Ontology annotation, biological process: regulation of protein ADP-ribosylation; DNA damage response. Bases 45 to 1394 code for a protein of 449 amino acids. The record is from RefSeq and is a predicted model, not a curated record.
CGUGAACGGGAAAAUACGUGAAAAGGCCUCCUCGAGGAAAAGCGAUGGAUAAACCAGCUUGCAAGUACGGUGCUGGUUGUUAUCAGAAAAAUCCGGCACACAAGGAAAAGUAUUCACACCCUCCGAAGCAAGUGGAGGCCACUGAAACAGAGGAACCCGGCAAAGCGGCAACGACGACCAACGCAACUCCGACCGGCCAAACUGGCUCCACGAAGCGACUCUUUAGCGAGGAACAGCUUGACGAGGAUUUGAAACGCUGCAAACGGCCCCCAACACCGGAAAAGGAUGAUAAUAAUGCGGAGGAAGCGGAUAGCCGGCACGAGUAUCAUGGAAUGGAACGACAGCGCUACCGGUUACCCGAGGUUCCGAUCGACGUUGGCAUGAUGAGCGAUCUGUACGAUCCGCAGAUCGAGUAUUCGAAGCGAGCCGAAUACAAAGAGCUCUGCGAUGAUCCCAAAGAGUUUAUCAGGCACAAGUUUCUCGUCACGAUGCCCCCGUGUUUCGAUUCCCUGUGGGAGUUUUGCAAGGAAGUAGCAGGCAGUGAGAGAAAACCGGAAGACGUGUUCGAUUCGAUUGGCCUUCGUCUAGUAGGCCCGUUCGACGUGUUGGCUGGCAAGUUCAAGGAUGUGAAGAUACACGAACCCGGUGAUUAUCUACGCCACUGGCGUUUCUUCUACGAUCCUCCAGAAUUCCAGACGGUGCUCGUGAAGAAAGGUACCGGUUUGCACUACGGCUAUUGGCGUGAUGAUCCCACCAACGCAGACGGGUUGGUAGCGUUUAACGAUGUCAGCAAAGGAUGUGAAUUCAAAAUCAUCGGCGAAAACGUGUUCGAUGCCGUGCUCCAUUUUCUUAACGAAAAUGCAAGCGUUACCCCGUUCAAUAAGGGGCCGAUCAACAGCAUGAAGAAACGCAUUGAAGAAUGGACUUCCGCGAAAGGCAUUUCGCUGCAGGGUGGCGAGAAGAUCAAGGCUCGCAGUAAGCUGAUCGUAUGCAAAACGUUCCACAAGGCCGGUCUAGUGGUGCCGUUCGAUAGAAAAAAAGAACUCGGCUAUCGACCGCUGUUGGAAAGUGACGCCAAUCUGCGUAAGAUGCUGUCCAAGUUUAAUAACAUCGACCGGGCUAAAGAAAAAGAGAAAUUUCAAGGACUGAUGAUGGAGCUGCAGGCGUUAAUAACGGCAGCGAAUAUUGCGGUGGAUGAGUGUGAUUUUGGAACGGCGCUGGAACUAGCAUUGGAUCUGUUUUGCCACGGAACCACAAAUUUACAUGAAGUAAUGAAACCCCUGUUCUUUACCGGUUAUUCGAUGGUUCAGCGUCCGCAGUACAUCGCAAUCAUUAAGUCGCACCUUGAUAAUCGACGCCAAGGAACAAAUCUGGAUUUGCUGGCUAAUUCAUAGUUCCGUUGAACGAGGAGAAGAAACUGAAAAUUAUUAUUUCAUUUUUUGCAUUCAAAAGGAUAUCAUUCUGUUCUAUUAAUAAUUAUUUAAGUGAAAUAAAUUAA